Symbiodinium natans is the source of this 1020-nucleotide messenger RNA. The record is from the annotation of a GenBank genome assembly. Lineage: Eukaryota; Dinophyceae; Suessiales; Symbiodiniaceae.
AUGACGAAGACCCGCAGCUAUGGCAUCGUACACUUCUAUGACCUCGUGGAUAUCAAGGACGUCUCGGCCGUGGUGGAGUUCCUCCGCGCAGACCUGCCGGCCUGCAAGCUUCAAGCGAGAGUGAAGGUGGCGAAGGAGGGAGUGAAUGGCUGGAUCACUGGCGUCCUGAGUGACGUCGAGGCCUACUGUGCCCAUCUGCGCAUCGACCUGGGCACCGUCUUCGCACGCACGGACUUCAAGAUCUCUCCUUGCAGCGAGCAGCAACUCUCCAGGGGCGUGAAGGUUUGGGAGAGCGGCAGUGUCUGCAAGCUCCUGGACGAAGCUGAAGCCUACCAGGAGCUGUCCUCGCAAGAUCGCGCGCCACACCUCUCGCCGCAGGAGUGGCACGAGCGACUGGAGCAGGGUGGUGACGACCUGGUGCUCUUCGAUGUCCGCAACUUCUACGAGACCCGCAUCGGGCACUUUGACGUGCCUGCAGCCGGUGAGCAAGGUUGCCGGAUUCCCCGCAUCGACCCGCGGACGUUGUCCUAUGAGCAAGUCCCGGACUUCUUGGCGGAGGCAGAGAACCUGGCGCAAUUUCGAGGCAAGACGGUGAUGAUGUACUGCACGGGUGGCGUGCGCUGCGAGCGAGCCUCUACGCUUCUUCGGUCCACCCUGGGAGGCGACAGCAAGGUCUUCCAGCUGGAGGGCGGCAUACACCGCUACCUGGAAUCGUACCCCUCCGGGGGGUUCUUUCAAGGCUCGAUGUACGUCUUCGACCGCCGGCGCUUUGUUCGAGGGCCCGAUCUUCUGGCGCCCGAGGCAGCCGUGGCCGUGGAAGCUUGCACCACCGUGGUCGGUGAGUGCUGUAUCUUCGCCGUUGUUGGAGAAACGAUGCCGUUUGAAGAGUUUGGUAGGGUCUCAAUACCCGGAUGCUCGGGGAGCAAGCUCUCCGUCAUGAAACGUUCGAACCUGGAAGAACCCGAGCUUGACAAGGGCCAGAGCCCAGAGCCAUACCAAAUACGAGAAGAGCAAUACUAG